CACAGACUGAAAAGGGAAUUCAACGUUUAGACCGCUUGGAUUACAAAACAGAAACCGCGUUUGCAGAAUAUCAAAACCAUUUCGGAUAAUCUGCUUCUUAGAAGUGCGUUCAAGGAAAAUGUAUCAUUAAUUAUUCUAUCUCGCGAUAUUGCACAGAUUUCAAUAAUUUGUGUGUCAAAUACUGGAUUUUCUGGAGGUGAAAUCGUCAGCAACAAUAUGCCCUGGACAAUGAAAUGGCAAGUACGAUUGUUUGUUUCCUGCUUCUUUAUUGCGAAUGUAGUCUUUGGUCAGGUCAGAUAUUCUAUUCCAGAGGAAAUGACAAAGGGAUCGUUUGUAGGAAAUAUCGCGCAAGACUUGGGCGUUGAUAUUAAAAGACUGAAAUCUGGCAAAGCUCGGGUUUUUACUGGUGGCAGCACGGAAUAUAUUGAGCUGAACCUCGAUAAAGGAAUAUUGGUUGUCAAAGACAGAAUAGACCGAGAGCAGAUAUGCCGACAAACAAUUCCUUGUAGUAUACAUUUUCAGAUUGUGUUAGAAAGCCCAAUGGAGCUACACCGAGUGAUUGUUGAAAUACUAGAUGUAAACGACAAUGCGCCCACCUUUCCUAAAAAAGAAAUUAGGCUGGAAAUGAAUGAGUUAGCUGUGCCUGGAGCUCGUUUCCUAUUAGAGAGUGCAGUGGAUCUGGACGUGGGAGUAAAUACAUUACAAAGCUAUACUCUUGAACCGAGUGAUCAUUUUGCUUUAAAGUUACACGCCCGUGCAGAUGGAAGUAAAUACGUGGAGAUGAUGCUUCAGGCACCUCUAGACCGAGAGAAACAAGAAGAGCACAAUCUGAUUUUAACAGCCAAAGACGGCGGGGACCCACAGAGAUCCGGUAGAAUGAAAAUACACAUUAUUGUACUGGAUGCCAAUGACAAUGCCCCGGUAUUUUUACAAGCCUUGUAUAAAGCAACUGUCUCCGAAAAUGCUGCAAAGGGCACCGUUGUUCUAACAGUUAGCGCUUCAGAUGCAGACGCGGAUUCAAACGGUGAAGUAACCUAUUCCUUUUCGCACACCACUGCUAGCGUUUCAGAGCUUUUCAGUAUACACCCACAUAGUGGUGAAAUACUGGUUGUAGGCGACAUAGACUAUGAAACUGUUAAAUCUUGUGAAAUAAAUAUCCAAGCACGGGACCACGGAGGUCUAACAGACUCCAGUAAGGUAAUAAUUGAAAUCAAAGAUGUGAAUGACAAUGCUCCCACAAUUACGCUAAUGUCGUUCUCCAGUCCCAUUCCAGAAGACUCCUUGCCUGGCACUGUCUUAGCCAUGCUUAAUGUUGAAGACAGUGAUUCAGGAAACAAUGGGAAGCUUCGGUGUUCCAUCAAUCAGGAUAUUCCGUUUGAAAUUAAAUCGUCUUCUCUGAACUUUUACACUAUUGUGACAGACCGUGUUUUGGACCGAGAAACGAUUUCUGAAUAUAAUAUCACAGUCAUUGCCAGAGAUGAAGGUUCUCCGCCUUUGUCGAGUAAUAAGACAAUCAGUUUGAAACUAUCCGAUGUGAAUGAUAAUGCACCAGUUUUCAAGAGAAAUGUAUACACUUCUUAUGUGAUGGAAAACAACUCCCCUGGUUUAUCGGUAUUUUCAGUCAACGCAGAUGAUGCUGACUGGGGGCAUAAUGCUAAAAUCUCUUACUUUCUAGAAGAAACAAAAUAUAAUGGAAUUCCGGUAUCCUCGUAUAUUUCCGUGAACGCAGAAAGUGGCACGGUCUAUGCUGUGCGCUCUCUUGACUAUGAGCAAAUUAAGGAUUUCAAAAUUAACAUUAGAGCUCAAGACGGGGGCUCUCCACCCCUCAGCAACAACGUAACUGUUCAUAUAUUUGUCCAAGAUCAGAACGACAACUCUCCACAGGUCCUCUACCCAGUGCACACUGAUGGCUCUCUGGUGGCUGAAAUGGUGCCUCGUUCAGCAGAUGCUGGCUAUCUUGUCACUAAAGUUGUAGCUGUUGAUGCUGACUCUGGACAGAACGCCUGGCUCUCGUAUAAACUGCUGAAAGCGACAGACAGGGCGCUGUUUGAAGUGGGAUUACAGAACGGAGAAAUAAGAACUUUACGUCAGGUCACUGAUAAAGACGCUGUGAAACAGAGGCUUGUUGUUGUAGUGGAGGACAACGGGCAGCCCUCUCGUUCAGCUACAGUGAAUGUGAACGUGGCGGUGGCGGACAGCUUCCCUGAAGUGCUCUCGGAAUUCAGUGACUUCUCACAGGACAAGGAUUACAACGACAACCUGACUUUUUAUUUAGUCUUGUCCUUGGCUGUCGUUUCCUUUCUUUUUAUAGUUUCAAUCAUAGCCUUGCUGUCAGUAAAGUUCUAUAAAUGGAGACAUACUAAGCUGUUCUAUCACUCCAAUGCGAAUCUUCCCGUUUUUCCAAGCGCGCACUAUCCACCGCAUUACGCAGACGUUGGUGCAACCGGAACCCUGCAGCACGUGUACAAUUACGAGGUGUGCUUGACCACUGACUCGAGAAAAAGCGAUUCCAAAUACGUCAGACCUUGUCAUGACAGUACAGUUAAUGUUGAACCCAGUGGCACAGGGACACUACAGAAGGAACAAACUAUGAAGCAGGACAUACAGCUAAGUUCAGAGGUUCGAUAUUCCAUACCAGAAGAAAUGGUGGUGGGUUCUUUCGUCGGUGAUAUUGCAAAAGAUUUGGGACUGGAUCUUAAAAGGCUGAUGGACAGAAGAGCUCGGAUAUUUACCGCGGGCAGCAGUGAGUAUGUGGAACUGGACAAGCAAAGCGGGCAUUUGAUUGUUAAAGAGAGAAUAGACAGGGAACAGUUAUGCGAAAAAAUAUCUGCGUGUAGUUUUAGUUUCGAGAUCAUUCUCGAAAAUCCGAUGGAGCUGCAUCGUAUUACCGUGGAAAUACUGGAUAUUAAUGACAAUUCCCCUCUAUUUCCGAAGAAUAAAAUUGAGUUGAAAAUAAGCGAAUCCGCACUACCAGGAGCACGAUUUUCACUGGAAAGUGCCGUAGACCCAGAUGUGGGAACUAAUUCUCUCCAAAGCUACUCCCUUGUACCCACUGAUCAUUUCAAUUUAAAUAUUCACAGUCGUUCGGGUGGUAGUAAAAACGUAGAAAUGGUGCUCCAAACUGCUCUGGACAGAGAAAUGUAUGAAGAGCAUUAUUUGACAUUGACUGCAACCGAUGGCGGAAAUCCUCAGAGAUCUGGCACGGUUAAAAUCCAUAUAAGUGUUCUAGAUGCCAACGAUAAUGCUCCUUUGUUUAGCCAGUCUGUUUACAAAGCCUCGGUGCCAGAAAACGCAGUAAAGGGUACAAUGGUAACUACAGUAAGUGCAACAGACGCGGAUAAAGAAUCCCACGGCUAUGUACAAUACUAUUUUGAGCACGUUUCACCCAACAUCAGAGAAGUCUUUGAAAUAGAUCCCAGUACUGGUGAAAUAAGAGUGGUAGGCCAAUUAGACUUUGAGAAAUGUAAAGUGUAUGAGAUAAAAAUUCAAGCAAUAGAUCAGGGCAGUUUAACAGACUCCACUGAGGUAGUAAUUGAUGUUAUUGAUAUUAAUGAUAAUAUGCCUAAAAUAGCGCUAAUGUCAUUCUCAAGCACCAUAGCUGAAGAUUCAGUGCCUGGUACAGUAAUAGCCAUGAUUAAUGUCCAGGAUCUUGACACGGGAAAGAACGGUCAAGUUACCUGUUCCAUUGAUAGAAAUCUGCCAUUCAAAAUAGAAUCGUCUUUGACGAACUAUUACAGUUUGGUGACUGACACAAGUCUGGAUAGGGAACAGACCUCCCAAUAUAACAUUACAAUCACUGCUGCUGACGAGGGUGUUCCAUCACUAACAAGUAAACAGACAUUAACCAUAACAAUAUCCGACGUCAACGACAAUGCGCCUGAAUUCGAUCAGGAAGUAUUUAGCGCAUAUGUGAUGGAAAACAAUUCACCUUCAUUAUCUUUAUUUUCUUUAAAAGCCAAAGACGCAGAUCUGGGACCCAAUGCUCGUAUUUCAUACUUUAUUGUAGAAAACACUUUAAGUGACAUACCACUGUCGUCUUAUAUUUCAAUAAACAUAGACAGUGGAACACUCUAUGCCGUGAGACCUUUUGAUUAUGAAAAGGUCAGGGAUUUCAAAAUUGUUGUUAAAGCUCAAGACGGUGGCUCUCCACCUCUUAGCAGCAACGUGACUGUAAAUAUUUUUGUCCAAGACCAGAAUGACAACUCUCCACAGGUCCUCUACCCAGUGCACACUGAUGGCUCUCUGGUGGCUGAAAUGGUGCCUCGUUCAGCAGAUGUUGGCUAUCUUGUCACUAAAGUUGUAGCUGUUGAUGCUGACUCUGGACAGAACGCCUGGCUCUCAUAUAAACUGCUGAAAGCCACAGACAGGGCGCUGUUUGAAGUGGGAUUACAGAACGGAGAAAUAAGAACUUUACGUCAGGUCACUGAUAAAGACGCUGUGAAACAGAGGCUUGUUGUUGUAGUGGAGGACAACGGGCAGCCCUCUCGUUCAGCUACAGUGAAUGUGAACGUGGCGGUGGCGGACAGCUUCCCUGAAGUGCUCUCGGAAUUCACUGACUUCUCCCAGGACAAGGAUUACAAUGACAACCUGACUUUUUAUUUAGUCCUGUCUUUGGCAGUAGUGUCCUUUCUUUUUAUUGUUUCCAUCAUAGUCUUCUUGUCUGUGAAGUUUUACAGAUGGAAACAUACUAGGCUGUUCUAUCAAUCCAAUGGGAAUCUCCCUGUUAUUCCAACUGCAUAUUGCCCACCUUAUUAUGCAGAUAUUGGUGGUACCGGAACUCUGCAGCGCAUGUAUAAUUACGAGGUGUGUUUGACAACUGACUCCAGAAAGAGUGAUUUCAAGUGUGUCCGGCCAUGUAGUGACAGUACUGUUAAUGUUGCCCCCAGUGGCAUGGAAACAGUACAGAGGGAAAACAAUCUGAAGGAAGACUCAGGCCUUAGCACAGAGCAAAAGCCUCCAAACACUGACUGGCGUUUCUCCCAAGGACAGAGACCAGGACCUAGUGGGGCUCCACAGCGGCCAGAAGAAGCAGGACCAUGGCCCAACCCUCCAACCGAAGCAGAGCAACUCCAGGCCCUUAUGGCAGCUGCCAAUGAGGUGAGUGAAGCCACAAACACUCUGGGAGCAAGUACCCUGGGACCCGGCACCAUGGGCCUGAGCACACGAUACAGCCCCCAGUUCACCCUCCAGCAUGUUCCAGACUACCGGCAGAACAUCUAUAUCCCAGGCAGCACCGCAACACUGACCGGCAACAAUCCACAGGCCCAGACCCAGGCGCAGGUUCAAGUUCAGGCCUUGCCUCAGCCACAGCCCGCAGCGGUAGAGGCGCCUAAACCUGCCCAGACCCCGGCCAACAAGAAGAAGUCUGGAAAGAAGGAGAAGAAGUGAAGAGCCGCCGACACAGGGCUUAGGUCACAAAAGAUCUCUUUCAAUCGGAUACACACAUAAACACACACACACGCAAAAGACUACACCUUCAUUUUUUGUUGUAUUUUUCGCUCUUUAACCUGAAUGUUACACAGUUGUUAUUAGUGGCUUGGAGCUUAGUAAGCCGUGGGUUUUUAGUCCGUUUUAUUUGUAGGACUCCCUGUAGUGUGCGUUCAUCGUUAUUUGAGUAUAACAUGAAGUUCUUUAAAAGUAGAGGUAUUAUUCCUGGAAUAAAAAAAAAGUGAUUCAUGAAUCCAGAUGGAUUUAAAGGUAUGACGUUAACAGUAAAUAAAAUCAAAAUGGGAACUUCAGGGCUUUGCCCUAUAUUGUAGUAUUAGUAUAAAUAUGAGUCAUUUACAAAGUAUAUGCCACAUUAUGGAUUUUGUUUGACUGUGACAAAAUGCAAAGUACAUGCUUCUAGUGAGAAAGAAGUGGCUUUAUUUUGAACUGAAUUUAGGAUUUUCAGAAAAGAAUCAGUUUUAAGCAGUAGCUCCUAAAAUAAAAUACAGUAGAUGCUUGCAUGAUCCAUUUCUUGACUACAGAAUUAAACUACAGAAGUUAAACUAUGCAUUAAAUAAAAAAAAACAGUGUUUGACAGGUAAGAAGAGAUGUCCUAAACCAGCAGCAGAAACUGCUGUAUCUUCUCAAAAAUGCAUUAGUAGUAUUAACUAUAGAUAAUGUUGCUUAAAAUAAUAUAGCUUAUAAAGAAAAAUAUGGGUUUGUUUUAGACCUCCUUAUGUUGUUUAACAGAAACUUCAAAUUUCAAGUUCUUUUGAAAACUAAUUUUGCUGCAGCUACCAGAUGAAGUGUUGAAUGCCAUAUAAAACUGUCCUACAGUAGAGGAGCAGUUUCAAAAUUACAUGGCAAGAGUAAUUUUGGUAAUCAGUGCCAUGCCAUAGGAUUUUCAUACACAACAGUGGUACUGCAUAUAUAUAUAGCACAUGUCAAUCAAAAUUGAAAUUUACCACUGGCACGGCCAGUGUUGACAUUGAUAAUCUCCUGGCAGAAGCCUUUGAGAUGUAAGUUGCAUUGACCUUUCGUUGGAAUCAUUACAGUAUAUAACAAUAUAAAGCUUUGCAUUUCCAGCGGUUUAUUGCAUGCAUCACAUUCAUGUCACAUUUUACACGCACUGUAACACAGCUUCGCUUUACUAAGACUCGGCCAUGUGUUGCAUGAGACAAGUACGCUGCAUGAGAUGGCCACACCCCUGUUUAAACCAAGCUGAAGGAGCCUACAGGUUGAUUUCAGUAGACAGCAUGAAGAAGAAGGACUCAAUGGGAUGUUAUGAAGGCUGAGAUAUUGUAGAUACACAAAUUAACACUAGGGACCCAAGCAACUACUUAGUCCAAAACACUGCUUGCUGAAUGCAUCUUGUUUUGGUUUAGGGAUGGGGCUAGAAGUUUAAUUAUUCAAGACUAUGAGGAGUAGGAAGUGUGGGAAAAGUAAAUUCUGUGUACUGGGGCUGUUGCAUCACUUAACACAAAACACAGGUGCUGCCCAAUCCUAAAGAGUAUUUAAGUAUAUAAGUGAUUUCAAAACCAGAAAGCUAGAAGAGGCCAAACGUGGACUGCCAAGGAUAUAAUAUCAGGCCUUAUUAGACAGCCCUGUGCUCCCCAAAAAAGUCCAUGUUAACUGCUCUUUGAAUAACUCUUCUAGGCAAAGACUUUUGUACAGAGUUGUACAGAGCUUGAAGUCUUCAAUGCAUAGGCUCAUUUGUGGUAAUUAAGUCCAUAAUUCAUUUAACCUAAUAAAUGUAGAACGUGGCACUAUUUAGCAGUUUGCUUUAUUGCUUGUGAUUCUGACUACAGUAUACUGGGUGUAUGCCACUGACAUGAUGUCAAAGGUAAAGAAUUGUUUUUUACAAAGCAACAUACUGGAUCAGAAAUGUAAGGGCAGUUUAGAUGAUGUGCACGUGGAAGGAUAGAGAAGAGCUUGUCUGACAGUUGCAAAUGUGGUGAUCAGAUACUGACCUGAAAGAGGUGAGACGUGAUAUUUGUGGCUUAACAGUCAAUGCCUUACAGCUCUGCCGAACACACAUUUUGCCAGGGCUAGUAGAAAAAACACUGGGGGACCUCUGUAGAUGCCUUUCUUUUUAGGAGUCUUUAGAAAUCAAAUAUCUUGUGGGGAAAAAAAGACGAGGGUGUACAGUGUUUCAUUCCCUUUACAUUUCACCUCCUGACAUAGGCAUGUGAAUGCCUGCCCCUCACCACUCCCACUUUAGGCCAGAUGAGUUUACCAUAGCCUGUACAGUGAUUCCAGUCACUCUUGCUGCACCUGAUGUGGAUUAAAUAUGAGCACUGUCUUGUUUGACUGGUCAUCAGAGUGCAGAUGCAAGAGGCCCGCAAAGCCACUGUGUUUGCAUUGCAAAUUCAGGGAAGAAGGCAGAGCAGCCUAUUUUGGGCUAAAUUAUAGAGGUAUCUUUCACGCACAAACCAGUCAAAGCGCCAGUAACGGAGACAGCAAGUUUGUAACAGCAAGACUACAAUGGAAAAUACCUUUACAGGCUCUGUAUCUGUAUCUAACCCGAUUUACAUUUCAUUUGCCACUUUGUAUUGCAUCAAUUUGUCUCCAUUCCUUAUUUUUCUGUGUAAAUAAUGCCAGAUUGUCAUUGGAGGACCAGCUGUCUGUAUGGACCACUUAAAAGAAAAUAAUCAAAAGGAAAGAGAAAAGCCCCCAGAUGUGGCUACUACUGGAAUGUUUUACAUAUUUUUCAGAAAAAAAAGAAAAUGAAAAAAAAACAGAAAUGUCUUCAAGUGUAGUUGUAUAGCAACUGAGCAUUAAGAUCACGAUUAAUAACAAGUGUACAUAAAAUUUAAAUAACACAUGAAUAGAGUAGAAAUGUGAUUGAUGAUGUGCAUAUUUUAGUGUUUUUUCUCUGUUUUACCACCCAAUACUAAAAAAAAACAUAAAAGGUUAAAAUGUUAAAAAAACAUUUUGUGUUUCUAUUCAGCUGUAACUUUUUAUAUGUGUUUGUGAUUAAUAAGUGUUUGUGCUGAUGGAAUGCCUUUCUGUCCCAUAUAAAUAUAUAUACGUCUGCUGAUGAACUAAACUUCUAUAUUAUACCUAAAUAUCUUUCUUAUAAAUGCAUAGAUCAGUGCUAUUCUGUGUUACACCCAUAUUUUAUAUGCUAAUAUUUAUAUUGCUGCUUUAUUUUCUCUUUGAACACUGACAUUUCAAAUAAAAGUUUCUUCUGAACUCA
This is a messenger RNA of Lepisosteus oculatus (spotted gar), 8626 nucleotides long. Its product is annotated as protocadherin gamma-C5-like. Gene Ontology annotation, biological process: homophilic cell-cell adhesion. The record is from RefSeq and is a predicted model, not a curated record. Gene Ontology annotation, cellular component: plasma membrane. Lineage: Eukaryota; Metazoa; Chordata; Actinopteri; Semionotiformes; Lepisosteidae. Gene Ontology annotation, molecular function: calcium ion binding.